This is a messenger RNA of Neopelma chrysocephalum (saffron-crested tyrant-manakin), 1706 nucleotides long. It is a transcript of the gene PNOC, whose product is annotated as prepronociceptin. Gene Ontology annotation, molecular function: opioid receptor binding. Gene Ontology annotation, cellular component: axon terminus; neuronal cell body; dendrite. The record is from RefSeq and is a predicted model, not a curated record. Lineage: Eukaryota; Metazoa; Chordata; Aves; Passeriformes; Pipridae. The transcript is spliced from 4 exons. Bases 156 to 689 code for a protein of 177 amino acids. Gene Ontology annotation, biological process: sensory perception; neuropeptide signaling pathway; chemical synaptic transmission.
ACGUGUUCGGGAAGGAGGUGUGGGAAGCGCGUGUACACCGUCUAUAUAUACACACCAACCCAGCCACCGGCUCCCGAGAACCCACGGAUCCCAGGAAUCCCAGGAGCCGGCAGCCGACAGCACACCGCAGGCGCUGCCGGGGGGCCGGUGCCGCCAUGAGGGCCGUGCUCUGGGACCUGCUGCUGCUCUGCCUGUUCGCCCGGGCGCGGGGGGACUGCCGGGGGGACUGUCUGCACUGCGACCGUCAGCUCUAUCGCGACUCCUUCGACGUCCUCAUCUGCAUCCUGGAGUGCGAGGGCGAAGCCGUGCCGCGGGCCACCUGGGAGCUGUGCGCCGCCGCCAGCCGGGCGUCCCCGCGCGCCCGCGACCUCGCCGCCGAGCCGUGGCCCGGCCUGGCGCCGGAGAACCCCCCGCGGCGCCGCGACGCCGACGGAGCCGCACCGGGAGCCUUCCCGCAGCCUCCCGAGGACAUUUCCCGCCGGCUCGGGCUGGGCUGGCGAGCGGCGCCGGCGGCCAAGGGGGUGCAGAAGCGGUACGGGGGCUUCAUCGGGGUCCGCAAGUCGGCGAGGAAGUGGAACAACCAGAAGAGGUUUAGCGAGUUCCUGAAGCAGUACCUGGGAAUGUCGCCGCGCUCCACGUUCCGGCACCGCAUCCCAGCACCACCUUCCGCCCGGCACAGGCAAAAUUAACCUCCCGUCCACCCCACCAGCAGCUCCAUCCUCUCUCUCUGCCGGACCCCAAAGCGCUUCCGACUCGCACGCGUCCCGAAAAUCACUUUGCUCUUCACCCACUAAAGCCACAUUUAAACCAGGACCCGACGAAUUUUCGGCCUCCGCCGGCGACGGGAGCGAGAUUCCACGGGGAGGGGAGGGAGGGAGGGAGGAACCCGCCGGGGGUCGGGAAUGGGCGGGAAUUGGAACAUAAUGAGGGGAAAAAAAACGGGAUUUUCGCCGCCCCGCCCCGAAAAAAAUUGGAUUAUUUCGGGUUUUUUUAUUUAGUUUUGGUUUAAUUGAGGAAACACCACCUUGGAUUCAGCAGGAAAUCAGCCCCCUACUCUCAUUCCCAGUGCCUUCCCAGCACUGGCUUUUGGCCUCCCAUGGGAUUUAUUCCCAACUUUUUGGGGUGCUGAGUCACGUCCCGCUGUGGCUCCAUCCCCACGGUGGAGAACGACCCCCACCCAGCGCCCAAAACCGCCUGGAAUUCCUUAUUUCUCCUAACCCUGAUCCUAAUCCUUUAAUUUCUUCCCCCCACACCCCUUUUCUCCCCGCGUUUUUCCCGUUUUUCCGAGCGUUUCCCUUGGAAUUUCACGGAACCUCCGGGGUUGAUUUCUUGGCUCGUGUUCCCCUCCCCCUCCGUCCCGCGGAUCCCAAUCCCCGCGCCGGGAAUGUGGGAUUUUUUUCCCUCGUCGCUCCCAGAGGGGGGGGGGACCGAUUCCCUCUUGCCUAAAAUUCGCUCUCCCCCCCCAAAAAAAUUCCAAACCUAAUCCCGGGAGCGACCCCGCCUUGGGGGUCUCACCCUCCUUCGCCGUUUGUAUAAAAAAAACCCCCAAAAAUAUAAUAAUCCCUCUGGAAAAAAACAAAAAACAAACAACAAAACAAACCAGGAAAAAAAAACCAAACCAACAAAAAAGAGGAUAAUUCCGAGCUCUUGUUCUUUUUAAUUGUUUCAUACAACGAUUUCUCCAUUAAACUUGUACAUAGCAAAAA